Triticum turgidum subsp. durum (durum wheat) is the source of this 3183-nucleotide messenger RNA. NCBI's taxonomy places the organism in Eukaryota, Viridiplantae, Streptophyta, Magnoliopsida, Poales, Poaceae. The record is from the annotation of a GenBank genome assembly.
AUGGCGGCGCCAGCGGUUGCAUCGGUGGCUCUGCUCCUGCUCUCCUGUCUAGCGGCGGCGGCGGGAGACGACCGGGACGCGCUGCUGGCGUUCAAGGCCGGCGUGACGCAGGACCCGACGGGCGCGCUCCGGUCUUGGAGCAACGAUAGGCGCUUCUGCCGGUGGGCCGGGGUGAACUGCAGCGCCGCGGGGCGCGUCACCACGCUGGACGUCGGCUCGCGCCGCCUCGCCGGCACGCUCUCCCCGGCCGUAGCGGACCUCGCGCACCUCGAGGUCCUCAACCUCACCGACAACGCAUUCUCCGGCUCCAUCCCGGCCAGCCUCGGCCGGCUCGGGCGCCUCCGGUGGCUCAGCCUCUGCGACAACGCCUUCACCGGCGAGAUCCCCGCCGCGCUCCGCGGGCUCGGGAACCUCAGCACCGCGUACCUCAACGCCAACAACCUCACCGGCGCCGUCCCCGCCUGGCUCGGCGCCAUGUCGUCGCUCACGGUGCUGAAGCUCAGCACGAACUCGCUCUCCGGCCGCAUCCCGCCGUCGCUCGGCAACCUCAAGUCGAUCCAGCGGCUCGAGCUCGCAGAGAACCUGCUCGAAGGCGAAAUCCCUGAGGGCCUCGCACGCCUCCCGAUGCUCCAGUCGUUCAGCGUGUACCAGAACCGCCUCUCCGGCGAGAUCCCGCCCGGCUUCUUCAACCUGUCGUCUCUGUGGGGCCUCGCCCUCGCCAACAACGCGCUCCAAGGCGAGCUCCCGCGCGACGCGGGCGCACGCUGGCCGAACCUCGUGCACCUCUACCUCGGCGGCAACCGCCUCACCGGGCCCAUCCCAGCGACGCUCGCCAACGCCACCCAGCUGCAGUUCCUCAGCCUGGCCAACAACAGCUUCACCGGCCGGGUGCCGCCGGAGAUUGGCAAGCUCUGCCCGCAGUCGCUGCAGCUGUCCAAUAACCAGCUCACGGCGACCGACGCUGGCGGCUGGGAGUUCCUGGACAACCUGACGAGCUGCGACGCCCUGACUGAAAUAUUCCUCGGCGGCAACAAGUUCUCCGGCGCCAUGCCGAGCUCCAUCGCGCGCCUCUCGAUGCUCCAGGCGUUGAGUUUGUCGGGCAAUCGCAUCUCCGGCGUUAUACCGCCGGGCAUAGGCAACCUCGUCGGGCUACAGAUGCUGGACCUCCGGCAUAAUCUCUUCGCCGGCGCGAUCCCAGAGGGGAUUGGCAAGCUGGAGAACCUCCAAGAGCUGCAGUUGCAGGGGAACGAGCUGACCGGGCCGGUGCCGUCCGCCAUUGGCGACCUCACGCAGCUGCUUAGCCUCGACCUCAGCGAUAACUCGUUGAACGGGUCGAUUCCUCCCAGCCUCGGCAACCUGCGGCGCCUGAUGCUGCUCAACCUCUCCGGCAAUGGGCUCGCCGGCCAUGUCCCGAAGGAACUGUUCGGCCUCUCGUCCUUGUCAUCGGCGAUGGACUUGUCGCGUAACCAGCUGGACGGCGUUCUCCCGCGAGAGGUAGGCCAGCUUGUGAAACUCACGUUCACGACGUUCGCCGGGAACCGUUUAUCUGGCGACGUGCCGGCCGAGCUCGGGAGCUGCCAGAGCAUGGAGUUCCUCGACCUGGACAGCAAUCUCUUCACCGGAAGCAUCCCGCCGUUGCUGAGCAAGUUGAAGGGGCUCAGGAUGCUAAACCUGUCGAGCAACAGGUUAUCCGGCGCCAUCCCGCCGGAGCUCGGCCAGAUGACGGGGCUGCAAAAACUGGACCUCUCGCGGAACGAACUGUCCGGCGGCGUGCCCGUGGGAUUGGAGAACAUAAGCUCCCUGGUCGUGUUCGACGUGUCCGGCAACAACCUCGCCGGCAACGUCCCACAGCGCGGCGUGUUCGCGAACGCGACCGGGUUCAAGAUGGCCGGCAACAACGCGCUCUGCGGCGGCGCAACGCAGCUCAGGCUGCCGCCGUGCCGGACACUCGCGAAUUCCACCACCAGAGGCUCUCACCUGUUCCUCAAGAUCGCGCUGCCCGUCAUAGGGGCCGCUCUGUGCAUCGCCGUACUGCUCACGGUCCUCCUGUGGCGGCGCAAGAGGAAGUCGAGGACCACGAGCACGGCGGCCCGCAGCGUGCUCAACGGCAACUAUUACCCGAGGGUGUCCUACGCCGAGCUUGCGAAAGCCACCGACGGUUUCGCGGAGGCGAACCUCGUCGGCGCAGGGAAGUACGGGUCCGUGUACCGCGGCAACCUGGCACUGAAGAGGAAAGGAAACCUGGCGCACGAGGCCAUGCCCGUGGCGGUGAAGGUGCUCGACCUCGGGCAAGCCGGGGCGUGCAAGACGUUCCUGUCGGAGUGCGAGACCCUGCGGAGCGCGCGGCACCGGAACCUGAUCGGCAUCGUCACCUGCUGCGCCAGCGUGGACGCGGCCGGCGGCGAGUUCAGGGCCCUCGUGUUCGACUUCAUGCCCAACACCAGCCUCGACCGGUGGCUGCACCCGGGGCCAUCGGACGCGCGCAAGCGUGGCGGCCUGAGCCUGGUCCAGAGGCUGAGCAUCGCCGUGGACAUCGCCGACGCGCUCAGCUACCUCCACAACAGCUGCGACCCGCCGAUCGUGCACUGCGACCUCAAGCCCGGCAACGUGCUCCUUGGCGACGACAUGACGGCCCGCAUCGGCGACUUCGGCCUCGCCAAGCUGCUGCUCCUCGACGCCGGAGGUGAAGGCACCGAGAGCACCAUCGGCAUCAGGGGCACCAUCGGCUACGUCGCGCCGGAGUACGGCACGACGGGAAGCGUGUCCAGGGCGGGCGACGCGUACAGCUACGGGGUCACGCUCCUGGAGAUGCUGGCCGGGAAGGCGCCGACGGACGGCGGGCUCGGGAACGGCACGACGCUGCCGGAGUUCGUGGCGGCGGCGUUCCCGGAGAGGAUCGAGCAGGUGCUGGACCCGGCCCUGCUGCCGAUGGAGGGGCUGGAGAGAUCAGUCUCUGUUUCGGCUUCGAUUUCGACCAUGUCGACGGUGUCGACGUCGUAUUCGGAGGACAGCGAGGUGCGCGUCACGGCGCGGGACUGCGUGGUCGCCGCCGUGAGGGUCGCGCUGAGCUGCUGCCGGCGGGCGCCGUACGAGAGGAUGGGCAUGAAGGAGGCCGCCGCCGAGAUGCACCUCAUCAGAGACGCCUGCCUUCGCGCUUGCGGUGCAAACAAGCCUGUGGUUUAG